This is a messenger RNA of Danio aesculapii, 8381 nucleotides long. Its product is annotated as trichohyalin-like. The record is from RefSeq and is a predicted model, not a curated record. Lineage: Eukaryota; Metazoa; Chordata; Actinopteri; Cypriniformes; Danionidae. The transcript is spliced from 5 exons. The coding region runs from base 135 to 8381 and encodes 2748 amino acids.
CAGUCACCUGCACUGUUAUUACAGCAAUAUGCCCCCAUCACCACACCACAUCAAUUUACAGAACUAAAUCCAGUGAUAAGACAGAAGACCACAACUCACAUUUACAGUCAUUUAAAAACAUGUAGCAAGCAGCCAUGGCAGAAUCCAGAGACUACGUUGGAGAUUUCCUGACAGAAUUCAAGGAGCAGAUUAUUGCAAGAGCAACUCGAGUCAGUGACAUUACUGAGGCUGUAAUCUCCCAAAGUCUGAUCCAUGAAGCGGCGGCGCAAAAAGUGCAGGCUGCUGCAACUCAGCAGGAGGCAAUGCGGCUCCUGUUUGAGGCUUUGGAAAGAGAGCCAGCCAUAAACAGUGUGUCCUUCCAUCUCAUCCUGAGAAUGACAGAACCUGAACUCAUACAAGAACUAGAGUGGAGACAACGCAAUACUAAACACACACAAACAGAGACAGGAAGUCCACCCAGUUCUCCCAGAGAAAAAAGAAGACUAGAUGACAAGAGUGGGCUUUCAAGUGACAUCCAGAAGAGAAAAGACUCGCUAAAAAGGCGUAGAUUUGAGACGAUGCGUGCUAUUGAGCAGAUUGAGAAACUAUGGGAAGGAACCAAACAAGAAAGGACUGAAAUAGACAACAUGAGGCAGAGGAUUCAGAGACAGCAAGAUGAAAUAACCAGAAUGACCACAGAGAAAGGGCAACUAGAGAGAACCAUCACUCACAUGAAAGCCGAGAUAGAUCACAUACGUGAAAGAAUGGAUCGAAAUAAAGAAGAGGUAAACAGAGAGAGGGAGAGGGUUGAGCAAAUGAGGUCUGAUCUCCAAACAGAGCAAAGCAGCCUAGAUCAAAAGCGAGAUGAAAUAAUGAUGGAGCGACAAAACUUGGAGAUAAUCAGAUAUGAAACUUUGAGACAGAAGGAGGAGCUGGAGAGCAACCGCGAAAGCACCAAGCAUGAGAUGGAACGAAUGGAACAAAUGAAAAGCACUAUACAAGUUCAGAUUAAUGAGAUUGAGAUGAAGAUUGGAGAAACACAGAAAGCAAAGGAUCUGAUGGAACAGAUGAAAGCUGAAAUAGAGGAUGAGAAAAAUGAGUUGGAGAAGAAGAAGGAUGACAUCAAGAGGCAAAAAGAUCAAUUUGAGCAGAUUAAACUUGACCUCCAGCAGGUGAAAAUGGAAAUGGAGCAAAGGUGGCAUGAAACAGAGAAGGAAGGACUGGAACAGAGAGCAGUAAUCCAAAGGGAGAAAGAGCAGCUGAAAUACCUUCAAGAUGAGAUCCAAAGAGUGAGAGAAGAGGUUGAAAGAAACAGAGAGUUUUCAAAACAAGAGCAUGCAAGAAUAAGCCACCUGAGAGCUCAGGCACUUGAAGAAAACAACCUCAUUGAAAAUAAAUGGCAUGACGUUUUAAAAAAAGAAAAGGAUCUGGAGGAGAUGAAACAUGAAAUUGAGAGAGGUCGAGAGGAGCUGGUGAUGAAUGGAGAGCUGGUCAAGAAGGAAUGGGAAAAGAUUGAACAGGCCAAAGUGGACAUUCAAAGCCACAUGAUUUCUAUGGAGGGCAGAGUUGAUGAAAUAAAAAGAGAAACCGAGAGGCUCAAACAUAUAAAGACAGAUAUGCAGAGAGACAAGGAUGCCUUAGAAAAACAAAAGGACAAUACACGGAAAGCUAAAGAAGAAGCAGAGAGGAAGAGGUAUGAGAUUGUAACAGAGGAGCUGGAACACAGAGCUCGAAUGCAGAGAGAGAGAGAUGAGUUGGAGAGUAUAAGAGCAGAGAUGCAAAGAGUUAAUGAUAUGGAGAAAGCUAAAAUACUGAAAGAGAAAGAAGAAAGCGUUAGGAUAAGAGAAGAAGCCAGACAAGAAAGAGAAACAACAGAACUAGUCAAUGCAGAGAUCAAGGCUGAAAAAGAACACUUGAAUCGAAGACAGGAAGAAAUGCUGAGGGAGAGACAGGAGAUAGAGAGAAUUAAACAUGAAACAUUAAGAGCCAAGGAGGAGAUUGAGAACAGUCAGGAUGUCACAAUAAGGGAAUAUGAGAAAAUGGAAAAAAUGAAAGCUGAGAUUCAAGGGCAAAUCGAGGAUAUUGAGAAGAAGGUUGAGGAGAUCCACAAAACCAAAGAACAAAUGGAAGAGACAAAGGUUGAGUUGGAGGAAGAGCGAGAGGAUCUGGAAAGAAAGAGAGAUUUGGUGAGCAGAGAAAUUGAACAGGCUGAGUUCCUUAGAAAUGAGAUCCUCAGGGUCAAGGAAGAAAUGGAGAGCAGGUGGCGUGAAACGGAGACAGAGGAAGUCGAACUCAGGGCGAAAACACAGCAUGAGCUGGAACGACUGGAAAAACUAAGAGAGGAGACGGAGAGAUCGCAGAAAAACAUUGAGGAGAGCAAGAUGGAGCUUAUGCGGUGGAAGGAAAGCCUUGACAAACUGAAGGGUGAGACGGAGGAAGACAAACAUGUCGUUAUCAUGCAGAUGAAUGAAGCUAAAGCAAGGGAAGAACAGCUGACAAUGGUGAUUGAACAGUUGGAGAUUGAGCGAGGGGAAAUUAUCAUCAGCAGAGAAAAGGUUAAAGAAGAAGCAGAAGAAAUAAACAGAAUGAGGAAUGAGCUACAAAGACACCAUGCAGAAAUGGAGGACUGGUUUAGAGUGGCGAAUAAAGAAAAAGAGGAGGCAAACCUUGCCAAACUAGCCGUCCAUGAGGCUGAAAUGUUCUUAAAAAAGCAAUUGGAAGAGUCAGAAAAGAGAAGGUAUGAAACAAUAACAGAGGCUCUGGAGCAAAGAGAUGAAAUACAGAAGAAAGCAGAAGAACUAGAACAAAUAAACAAAGAGAUACAAAGAGCAAGACAGGAGCUAGAAAACAUGAGGUAUUUUGAAAAGGAAAGUCUGCAGAAAAUGUUGGAGGAUACACAGCAAGAGAGAGUGUUUGUUGAGCAAAUCAAAACAGAUUUGCUGAAGAACAAAGAAGAUCAAGACAAAUGUUUAUCUGAGAUGGACAAUGAGAGAAAGGAGUUAGAACAGAUGAGAUUUCAGAUUGAGAAUGAGAAGAAGGACCUAGAACAACGGAGGUAUGAUAUGAUGAGAUAUGAUGUAGAACAGAGUGCUCAGAUGCAGAGACAGAAAGAAGAACUCGAGAAGAUCAAAUCUCAGGUAGUUAUUGACACAGAAACUAUGAACAGAAGCAGAGAGUUAGCAAGGCAAGAUAGAGAGAAAGCAGAACUUCUUAUCAUUGAGCUUCAGGAACAAAGAGAGGAUGUAAAUAAAAGGUUAGAGGAUACAAAACAACAAGAGGAAGCUUUAAGGCUCAUGAGAAAGCACAUGGAGAAUGAGAGAGAAGAUCUGGAGAAGAUACGUGUAGAAACCCUAAGAGGUAAGGACACUUACGGAGAGGUCAAGGAGGAGAUUAACCGUGUGCGAGCAGAAAUAGAAAGGUUGUGGGAUGAGGCUGAAAAGGGUGAUCAGGAGGAACGGGAGAAGAUAAACCAGGAAAAAGAGGAGAUGAUAAGGAAGAUGGAAGCUAUGAAGAUAGAAAUGGGUGAGAUCGAAGACAUGAAGGUGGAGUUAACAAAGCAGAAGGAGAACAUUGACAUGAAGAUGGAACAUGCAAGGUUGGAAAUGACUAAACUUGAAAUGAUGAAAGCAGACCUCCAGAAACAAAAAGAAGAUAUUGAGAACCAAAUGAUGGCAGCAGAGAGUGAGAGACACCAGAUGGAACUGAUGAGGACUGAAAUCUUAAAACAAAAGGAGGAUGUGGAAAGGAAAAUGGAGCUAGCAAAAGCAGAGAUGGAGAAAAUGCAACAUGUCAAAGACGAAAUACAAAAACAAAGAGAAGAGCUGGAGGAGAGGAUGCAGAAAACCAAACGAGAGAUUGGAGAAAUGGAGCUGAUGAAGAGAGAAAUGGAAGGGAAGAAGAAAGAACUUGACCAAAGGAUGAAAUUGACCAUGAGGAAGAAGGAAGAAAUGGAGCGACUGAAGAUGGAGAUACAAAGGGCAAAGGAUGAUAUGGAAUUUAAAAGAGUAGAGACGGAGAGGCAGAAAUAUGAAAUGGAGCAAGUUAAAGCUGAAAUCCAAAGAGCGAGGGAAGAAUUUGAACUUAGGGUGGAGGAGAGAGAUUUGGAAGAGGAGAAAGAGCAGAUGAAUCUCACAAUCAUCAACCUCAUUAAGCAGAUCGAGGCGACGAGAGAAAUGGUGCACAAAACAAAAUUCCAGUUUGAAAAUCGAAUGGCAGGAAGUCAAAUGGGGACAGCAGACCAAGAGGAGAUGAACGCUGAGAUGCAGAGGCUCAUCCUGGAGAUUGAACAUAUCCGAGAAAUGCUGCGAGGUCUUAAGGCUGAGGUGGAACAGAACAAGGAAAUGAUGAAGAGAGACAGGGAUGAGAUUAGGCUGUUGAAGAUCGAAGUUCAACGAAGGAGAAGAGAGAUUGAAUACAGAGAAGAAAAGAUCAUGAGAGAACAAGAUGAACUAGAACUCAUGAGGAAAAUGGUGCAGCGCCAAAGAGAAGAGCUGGAGGAGAGACUGGAGGAGGUGAUUAAAGAGAACGAUAGGGUCGAGCAGAUGAGAGAAGAUGUGGAAAAUGCCUUGAAGGACAUAGAACAGGCAAAAGAAGACAUAAAAAGACAGAAAGAAGUCAUCGCUCAAGAAAAGGUCCAACCAGCCAUCGUUGCCACCAAAAGCUCAGAGUAUGCCAAAAUAGAAGAACCAGGAGCCAUUAAAAGUUAUAUAGCAAGUGACCUUGAACUCAGUGCAAGUGUACAGAAAGAAAGACAAGAACUGGAACAAUAUAAAGAAACCAUUUUAAAAGAGAAACAAGAACUAAAGAAGAUAAAUGAAGAUGUAAAAGCAGUAAAGAAUGAAGCUGAAGAGAGAAUGACCAAACUGCAAGAGGAGGAGAACGAGAUGGAAAUGAAACGAGUGAGACUACAAAACUGGGAAAGACUGCUGCAGACUGAGAAAGAAGAGAACCAAAGAGGCUUAGAUGCAAUAUGGAGUGAGAACCAGCAAUUGAAUCAAAGAAAACAACAACUGGACAUCAUGGAACUAAGUCUACAAAGUGAGAAAAGCAAACUGGAAUCCAUAAAAUUGUUGGAGAUUAAACAAGCUGAUGCUCAAGUCCAAACUGAUUUGACGGAAGAUGCUGGUGAAUAUGAUAUGGCACUGUCCAUAGAGGAGCUUGACAAGGAAAGACGAUUUCUAGAGUAUUUCAAAAAAGAACUGCUUGCUCAAAAAUGUACAAUGGAGAGACAGAUGGCAGAAAUAGAACUGAGCAGGGAUGAACUUUCUCUCAGAGAAGCUACACUACAAACAGCAGCGCAAACCACAGCAGAUAUGGAGUUACAAUUGGAGCUGCAAAAGCAAGAGCUGGAACAAACCAAAGAUGAGAUGGAAAGGACGAAGUUAGACGUACAGAAAGGAUGGGUUGACCUGCAGACUGAAAUUGCAGAAAGCAGACAGAAAGAAGAGAUGGUAAGAAUAGAAUUAGAAAAAGCAAGAGAUGUCCUGAAUCGCAUUCGACAGGAUGUAGAAAAAGAAAAGCAAACCAUGGAGGCUGAUCUGAAAUUCACUUUAGCUAAAGAACUUGAGAACAUGGAAGCUCAGCGGAAAAUGAUGGAGGAUGAAAAGAGAGCAUUAGAGAACAUGAAAUAUGAGCUGCAGAGAAAAUCAGCCUAUACUGAGAGAUCCAAACAUAGCAUGCAUGAAGAAAGACAGAAUAUGGAAAAAUUGGCAGAGAAGCUUAAACAAGAAUGGGAAGAACUUGAAAAGAAAAAACAUGACAUGAAACAAAUACAAACAGAGCUAUCAAGAGAAAAGAAAGAUCUAGAAAACAUGAGAGAAUUGAAUGAGCUUACACUGAACGAGAUCAAAACAAAGAGUGACGCUCUUGAAAAGAUAAUUGUACUCAAUUCACAACAGAAAGAUGACAUUGAGAACGAGAAGGGUAAGAUGAAUAUAAGAGAAUAUGACCUGCAGCAAAUGCAGACUGAUCUUAACAGACAGCAAAGAGAAAUGCAGGAUAUCCAGAAUGCAGUUUUCAUGGAAAAAGGUGAACUUAAGAAGAGCCAAGAUGAAAUUGAAGAACAGCUAAAACAUGUUGGUGACAUGAUGCAGUUUACGCAAAAUGAAAAAGACAAUCUUGACAGAGAAAGGGCAGCUAUAAUUGAUCAGAAGCAGCAGAUGGAGAGCGACAUGACACAUCUAUUAAACAGAGAGCUAGAAUCUGUGGAGCUUGUGAAAAAAGAAGUACUAAAUGAGAAGCGACUUCUUGAAGACUGCAGAAUAAAUUUAAUGAGAGAUAUACAAGAUCUGGAGCAAACGAAAAUCAAAUUGAAAAGAGAGAAAGACGAGAUAAAACUGCAAAGACAAAGUAUUGCAGAGGAGAAAGACAAGCUGGAAUCCGUGCUACAAACAGUAGCUGAAGAUACUGAGAAGCUAAGAGCAGAUACUCUAGCUGAAAGAAAGAAACUAAAAGAUGCCGCGGUUGAACUUCAGAAAGAGAGAGAUGAGAUUAUGAAUAUUGCGGAAGAGACAAAAAGGAAAAGGGAGGACAUGGACAAAAUUGGAGUUGAUAUAGAGAAGCAGGAAAAAACAUUUGAGGUACUCAAGGCUGAACUGCAAAAAGAAGCAGCUGUCAUUGAAAAUCAAAGGCAGGCUGUUCAAAAUGACAUACAAAAUGUAAAAGACAUGGAAGUUCAAAUUCAAAAAGAGAAACAAUACAUGGAUAGACUAGUUGAAGAGACUGAAAAGAGGUCAAAAGCUCUUGAUGAGAUGCAAAUGGAGGUUGACAAACAGAGGCGGGAGGUUGAGUCUGAAAGAGCUGAGCUAGAACAGGAAAAAUCAAAGCUUGGAGAUGUUGAAGAUGAGUUUGCUCGACAAAAAGAUGAAAUUGAUGAGUUGCAGAACAGUUUAAGGAUGGAAAAAAUGCAAGUUGAACAGAUGCAAGCUGAUAAAGAUGUACAAUGGAAGAAAGCAGAAUAUGUAAAGACUGAAACAACAGCUCUGGAGACACAAAGACAAGAAAUAGAAAGUUUGAGAGAAGAAUAUGAAAAUGUGGAGCUACAAAAGAAAUAUGUAAGCGAGCAAAAGGAAUUAUUUGAAAGCCGCAUGAAAUCAUUGGAAAUGGAGAAGGAAGCAAUGAAAAAAUUUAAAGAAAAACUUGAUAAAGAAUAUGAAGACUUGCAGUUCCAGAGGCAAUUGUAUGAGAAAGAGAUACAGCAGAUGAGAACUGAGCUUCAGACAGAAGCGGAAAAUAUUGAGAGAAUAAAGACAGAGCUAGGAAUACAAAAGCCAGUCGUUGACGCUGAAACAUAUAUGUUAGAAAUGCAAAAGCCAGAAGUGGAAAAAAGCAAAACUGAGCUUGAUGAAAUGAGAAAAAAAUUAAAUGCUGAUCUAUCAGAGGUAGAGAAACAGAGAAGUGCUCUUGAGCAAAUGAGACUGAAGAUCUCACAAGAGGAAAUUUAUGUUAAAAAAGAAAAAGACACUUUAAAACUCCAAGAAAAUGAACAGAACAUGCGUAUGUCACAGCUUAAUUCAAAACAGAAUGAACUUGAUGAAAGACAGGCUAAAAUGGAAAAGCAAAAGAGAGAAUUAGAAAAUGUGAUGGACAGACUGGAAAAGGAAAGGGCUGAUAUAACAAAAGAAAAGCAAAGAGUGAAUGAGAUGCAAAACGAAGUGAAGAGGGAAAAUGAAAAUGUUGAUUUGAUAAAACAAGAAGUUCUCAGAGAAAAAUAUCAUAUUGAAAACAGCAGAGAAAUUCUGAACAGAGAUCUAGAGAAUAUUAAAGAAAAGAGAACCACCUUAGCUGAAGAGUUUGAGGCUUUAAACUAUCAGAAAGAAGUGAUUGGUAAAGAAAUGCAGAAAUUGGAUAAAAUGAAAGCUGAGCUCCUAAAAGAAACUGAAAAUACUGAAAAACAGAAAGAUGAGAAAGCAAAUCUAAGAAUACAAAGACAAAGGCUUGAAUCUGAUAGAGACACUCUUGAAAAAGAAAAGGUUGACCUGGGGAAAACUAAGACAGAGAUGGAAGAUUUUGAAAAACAACUUAAAUCUCAGACUAGACAACAUGAAAUGCAACUGGUGGAGAUACAGAAAGAGAGGGAGAUUCUUGAGCAGUUAAAAAUGAACUUAUCAAAACAGAAAGAUGAUCUAGAAAAAGAAAGGGAUCAUAUUGAGAAGGAAAGAGCAGACAUCAGUUUGAGAGAAGAACUGAAAGAGCAGAGUGAAAAGGAAGGAAUUGACCACAGUAGGACAAGAAUAAAGAGAGAAAUGGAUCAACUGGAACAAACAAGACUUGAUGUGACAAAAGAGCUGGAGGACAAUAAACUGCAGAAACAAAUGAUUGAAGAUGAGAGAGAUAAGGUUGAGCAAAUAAAAGCUGAGCUAAAAAAGAAGCUGAAGAUACUGAAAAACAAAGGCGAGAUAUAG